Maylandia zebra (zebra mbuna) is the source of this 2043-nucleotide messenger RNA. RefSeq names its product mucolipin TRP cation channel 3b (gene mcoln3b). Gene Ontology annotation, cellular component: lysosomal membrane; plasma membrane. Gene Ontology annotation, molecular function: NAADP-sensitive calcium-release channel activity. NCBI's taxonomy places the organism in Eukaryota, Metazoa, Chordata, Actinopteri, Cichliformes, Cichlidae. The record is from RefSeq and is a predicted model, not a curated record.
ACAUAGUUAAAGGAGUUUACCGGAAAGACAAGUCUGGUGCUUUAGAAGUUCAGUCGAAGUCAGUGAGGUCACUCGCGAUUGUCUAAUCAAAGCAACAGUUUUAAUUAUGAUUUUUAAUUGAGAGGAAUAUAUUAAUUUUGACGCCGAGUGCGCGUCGUUGGAUCCGCAGCGUUGGGAUGCAAUUACAAGUUGAUUAACCUGUUUCGGGAUAUCGAUGUCAAUAACUCUAGAUAUGGAGGAGUCCGGUGACUUGUAUGAUGUGCGUGAGACCAAUGACCCCUCUUCUUGGGAGGACCAGCACCACCAGUGUCUGCAAGACGUGGCAAAAGUGGAGCGCCUCAGGAGGAAGAUCAAGUAUUACUUCAUGAACCCCUGCGAGAAAUACCACGCUCGUGGACGUAAACCAUGGAAACUCAUACUGCAGAUCAUCAAAAUCGCCAUUAUUACCAUCCAGCUGGUUUUAUUUGGGCUAAGCAACCAGAUGGUUGUCACUUUCAAGGAUGAAAAUCUGAUGACGUUCAAGCACCUCUUCUUGAAAGACUAUGUGGACGGAGGCAUAGCUCCGUAUGCUCUUUACAGACAGGCGGAUGUUUAUGAUCACAUUGAGUACGUCAUUCAACAGUAUCGGCUUCUGCACAACAUCACAUUAAGCAAUCAUGAAUAUGAGGAAAAGCACAGUGUCUACACCCCGCUGUUACUGUGUCAGGAGUUCUACAGGAACGGGACCAUCUACCCUUCAAAUGAGACCUUUGAAAUUGAUGCUCAUGUGGACACUGAGUGCCUCAGAGUUUAUCCCCAGCCAGUACACGAAGCGCUUCCACAUUUUAAAUUGGAUUUCAUAAGGUUAAUAUCUGUCAAGAUUACAUUUGUUCUCAAGGCAAUAAAUUUGCAGACAGUGAGACAUCGAGAGCUGCCAGAUUGCUACGACUUCACUCUUAUCAUCACUUUCAACAACCAAGCUCACAGUGGCCAGAUAAAGGUUGAUUUGGAAAACGAAGUAGACAUCAAUGAAUGCAGGCAAUGGAAAGUAACUGGAGCAUAUGGUAGAAGCAUAUACCUGACUGUGCUGUUUGACUGCCUCAUCAUUAUAAUGUGCAUCAUCUCCUUUGCCCUGUGCACGCGCUCGGUGAUCACUGGGAUUCAGCUGCAGCUCGAGUACAGCCGUUACUGCAGGAAACACUUCAGCAAAGAGCUGUCGUGGUCUGACAAGUUAGAGUUUGUGAACAGCUGGUAUAUCCUUAUUAUCGUCAGCGACACACUGACUAUCAUUGGUUCCCUUCUCAAGAUAGCGAUCCAAACAAAGGUGCUCACCAGCUAUGAUGUGUGCAGCAUCUUCCUUGGCACAGGCACCAUGUUUGUCUGGAUGGGGGUGAUCCGUUAUAUGGGAUACUUCAAGAAGUAUAAUAUCCUCAUCCUGACACUCCGGGCAGCUUUCCCAAAUGUUAUUCGUUUCAUCUGCUGCGCGGGAAUCAUUUACCUGAGUUACUGUUUUUGUGGCUGGAUUGUCCUAGGCCCGUAUCAUGAGAAGUUCCGGACGUUGAACACUGUGUCAGAGUGUCUGUUCUCGCUGAUCAAUGGAGACGACAUGUUUCCCACUUUUAAGAACAUGCAGCAGAAGAACAGCCUGGUGUGGAUGUUCAGCAGGGUCUACCUCUACACCUUCGUGUCACUCUUUAUCUACAUGAUCCUCAGCCUUUUCAUCACACUCAUCACUGACACCUAUGACACCAUCAAGCAACAGCAGCAGAGUGGAACCCCAACAUCAGAGCUGCAGAGAUUCUUGUCAGAAUGUAAAGACCUGCCAAACUCUGGGGCAUACAGACUUGACAAGAACAAUAGCUGUUUCCUAAACUGCUUCAACAACAGAUGCAGGAAGUAUCGAACUCAAGAGAGGCUGACUUCAGAGGCGUGACAUGAUUUCAUUGUGGAAACGCAUUAAAAAUUAUAAUUAAUGUGCACUUUAUCCUGUUAUAGUCAGCUACAGGGAUUUUUUUAACCUGACUGAACCCAUCUGGUUAGAAGUGAAGCACUGUGAUGCACUUC